AUGGAGAUGGGGAAUCCUGGAUCCUCCCCGGCCGUAGCGCUUCUCCUCGAGCUGGCCGCCGUGACCCCGGUUCGUCAUUACCUGGUUGGAUCGCUCCUCUUGCUCAUCGUCUUCCUCUACAGUUUCUUGGAAUUCCACCUCCUCGGCGACAUCCUCCGUGGAUUUAGGGGAGACAAGGUUCGCCUGACGUACAACCCGGCCUCCGAGAUUUACCAGGAUGUUGUCUCCAAGUGCCGGACCCUUCAUGGCCGGUCAGCAUAUGUGCCUUCGCUAUGCUCCUAUUUUUUUUUCGGGUGAGAAAUGAAAAUUUUAACAUCGGAUGCUCAGGUACCUGGCGACGCCGUGGCUCUCGAGCCCCCACUUCCAGACUACAUUCCUUAAUUUCUUUGGGAAUCCUCCAGCAUUCACUUACAGAAGGUCCGUGCCAUUAGUUCGAUAGCUAGUGUCGAAUGCCUUAAUAUUUUUUACGCGUCGGAACAUGCUAAACGGCGUCCAAAAUUUUGGAACUAUGCUACCAUGUGCUGUGCUGGAAACGCCAUUAUAAAUGAGAGUAAAUGGGAAAAUUUCCUGGUUCGUUCCAUUGGUUAUUUGUUGUUUGAUCGUUGACGAAGUUUCACUCUCCCAAGUCUUCUUCUUUCUCGUCGAUUAUACUCUGCAUCUAUGAGAGCUAGUACAAACUGUAAUAGUCGAGAACUGGGUAGUAAAUACUUGAAGACAGUCUGUGCAACUCACGGCACAAAACACACGACAGAGAUGCCCAAUAUUUUCAAUUUCCGGGCUCGCCACACUGCACAUGAAAGUUUUUUUUAUCUGUGCGAAUUUUUAGAAAGCUUUCUGUAUGCCGUGUCUAUAAAUAUUCUACAUUUAUUUUUUACUUUGGCAUUCUAUUCAUCGAACGCAGAAACUUUUUGAGUUGUGAAAUUCACCAUCACCGACGAAAUACUUUCUUACCAGGCAAAUAUUUCGCGUGUCAGAUGGUGGGACGAUUGCUCUGGAUUGGCUUUUAGCUUCUGAUGGUGAGUAUCUUCGAUUCUAGUGAGAUAUCCGAGUCAUUGUUGUUGAUUUUGACAUACUUGAAUGAAGGAUAAGCCAUUCGAACCACAAUAUAUAACUUUGGGUUCUUGUAGGUAUGAUGAUGACAUUUUUCCAGUUAUAGAUCUUAUUGAGAACCCAAGUUUACUUAACAGGAACAACAUUUGGGUAUUCCACUGGAAUUGGCUCUGAAUACCUGUUUUACUUGCUGUCAGGAUCUGGGAAGAGCGUGCUCUCUUGCCACAUUUUAAAUGAACAGUGGGUUUCUCGAAAUUUUCCCUCACACGGAGGAUCCCAUUGGCAUCUCAUGGCCAGGAGGAAAUUUAGUUUUUCCAUCUCUGAAGAAAAUGAAGCUCGGUAAAUCAUCUCAUAACUUGAAUAGAGGUGAAGCCGCCACUUUUCGCUCUUACUUCAGAGCAUGGAAAAGCAAAUUAGCUGAAAAUUACAGCUUCCUUAAGCUUGGCUAUGGUGAGAUAAAUAACACAGGGAUACUUAUAAUGGGGUACUGGUCGUAAAUAAGAUAUUUUUAACUCAAGCCUUUGAAAAAGGAUGCUAAUCUCUAACGCUAAAUUAUAGGAUUAUUAAAUAAGUUCGACUUGGUGGCAGGGAAGUUCGAUUUGGAAACCUUCAUUGAAUGUGAACAAAAUUAAAUUGAAGAUAGACUUUGUGGCAUUUUGAGCCACUGAAAAUUUUGGUAUCCCGAAGGUCAGGUGCAGUUCCUUCAAAUAACCAAGCAAAAUGCGGUCUCAAUUACAUCCUUUUCUUUCACUGGCUGUCGGCGAUAUCGUCCCUAAGAGAAUCGUACGUGAAAGAGUUCCAGUUCUUCUUUUGUAAUGACUCUACAUGCUCUCCCAUCUAAAAAUUGAAGAUGGGAUUGAUGGACCCAACUUUCUUACUUUUUCUUUCGUUUCACCUAAUGCUGUACAGUUCCUUCGGCCUAUGGGGAUUGAGAUCUCUUUUUUCCAAAGGCUGAUAGUCUCGUUAGAUUCUAUCUGUCUAUAUUUUAUCUCUCCAAAUUUAUAGUAAAAACGAAAAAGACUUCUAGUAUGAGACAAUAGUAAACCCACCAGGAUCUGCUCUAAAAGAAGAUUUGAAAGACUUUGAGAGCAAAUGCAUCGAAGCUAAAAUAAGGGAUAUUGGCGUGCAUUUUUUUUCGUGCUCAUAAGUUUUUGAUGCUCGUCUUGGUAAGCAUCUGAUGCAUUUCUUUUUCCUGCAUUUCAUAAAAUUGUGGUAUUUCUCUCACAGUUUGUUAUUUUUUUAUGUGCUUUUUAUGUGAAUUUGACUUGAUUUUCAAUGCUUUUGCUGCAGAAGAGUUGACCUUUUCUUUUUAUUUAAUUCGAGUAGGUCAUUUAUAUUUUUUACCUACGUCCAAAAGGUCAUCAAAGUGACUCUUUAAUAAGUUUGCACUGUGAACGUUUGAUUUUGCACAAGGGACCGUAUAAAGAGUACUGAAUGAGCAUAUUUACAUUUCAGUCAUACUAACUAUGCACACGACUUUCUAAUUGCCUUGGUUUUCGCGUGACAGUCGCAGGGUGUUCUGCUGACCCAAACAAGGUCAUCGCAAAAGAUGAUACAACACCCAUUGUUGUAAUGGUUCCUGGACUAACCAGUGAUUCUUCCUCUCCUGUAAGCUUUUGUCAUCAUUUCCAGUUCAUUGAUGCGUUCUGAAAUCGGAAUAUGAGAAAGCAAUCCUUGUUUUUGUUCAUUUCCGUUCAAGCUUUUCGAAUACUAGAAAGGAUCAUAAAAUAUGCUGGGAGAACUUUUUAGGACUUCUUUUGUAGAAUCCAGAAGCUUGCAGAUAUAACACAUGUACCUGUCUGCCAAUCUACCUUCCUGCAAACUUUUUUGGUCAUCUUUUUCCGAUCAAAAUUAUAUUUGACUUGGAAUAAAGAUUGAUCCUUUAAUAUAUGGUUAGAAUCUUCAGAUUUCUAUGCUCCAUUGGAUCUGAUGUUUUUGUGUCUAUCAUUGUUGCAAUUAAUUAUCAUCAUGGAUUUUUUUUCUAACAAUAGAUGAUGCAAGGUAUUUGGUACUUUAAGAGCUUGCACAUUUCGCUUAAUUUCUUAAUCUGGUGUCGUAUAAAAAGUUUCUUUCCUUCUUUAUAUAUCACCUUCUUCCUGUCCCAAAUCGUCAAAAUUGGUGAAGGUAACAUAAUUUUUGACGAAUGUAAUACAUUUUUUUCAAACUAUGUUGCAGUAUAUGAAACACCUUGUAUAUAAGGUAGCAAAGAGGGGUUGGAAUGUAGUCGUCAGCAACCAUCGUGGAUUGGGAGGAGUUUCCAUAACAGUAUGUAUCCUUGGCUCCGACCAAAUAUUAGACGAUGCCUGUAAGAAGAUAUGGUUUCAUGGAAUAUUUCACCUCAGAUCUGAGAUUUUCAUUUUAUCAUGGCAUAAAAAGUUAUGUGAUGUGUGUAUGCUUCUUUUUUCAGUUUCCGUAUCUGUCAUUUUAAUGAUUUCUCUUCUUAAACGAUGACAAGUGAAGCAAGCAGAACCUGUUUUUCUGAUGUUCUUAAUUUCGUUCCCAAUAUUCUCCAGUUUUAUUGCAUGACAUUAACUUGAAGACUCGGUGUAUUUAUCCCUGGGCAAUUUUUUGGGACUCGAAAUCAGAGAAUAUGUUUUUCUGGGCAUGACCUGAUAUAAACAAGAACAAUUAAAAAUAUAUACUGGUCUUCUUGCUAUCUGAUUCAGCUCAACACAAUCUGUACACCCUCAACUCCCAGACACAAGUCGGUGCAUUUCAAAAGGUUGGAUUCCCAGAAGGUAUGAGGACGGACGCCUUUGCUACCUGGCUCAAUCGAAAUGUUUUUCGCAUCUCUGACUUAAGAUUGGAAAGAGGGCGAACAUCCAUGGUUGGCCGACGACUAUAUGUAACACGAGAGUCCGCGUCCUCCUGGUAUUUGAUGCAGGUCAGAACAGUGACUCACAUCGUUUUAUUUUCACCCUAAUUUUCCCUAAAUGACUACACGGGGCCUAGAAACUCAUAUAACUUCAUCAUUGCUUUCAUGACACGAAACCUCAACUCGGCAUUCUUCACUGCCCAUGAAAGCCUGGAAUAAGCAGACCUCUAACACUUGAUAUCCAGAUCCCUCAAUGGCUGACAUACGUCGAUGUAGAUAAUCAUAUAGAUUGGAUUCCAUCGAUCCAACUAAGUUUGACCCAUUCUGAGUCUUAAUGUCGCUCAUACGCUGUGAAAGCGUUCUUGCUGCACGGGCACAUCACAUCUCUUUGCUGUUUGGUAUAUCCAGACACGAAGAGUGAAUCUGUAUGCAGCAUAAUACAAUGGUUGAUUUUGGAUCUUUUUUUCCAUUCCCAUCUGCUCCUAGAAUAUGCUAAGCAGUGGUGGUCCCUCUUCUACUGCUAUUGGCUGCUUGUCCUUUGACACUUCAAUUUGUCAUUACUAUCACAGAUAUGGCUCAAUGAAUUUUGGCAGGUAGUCACCGUCAUUUCCCUAUUUUCACAUUUCUUGGCAAAUAAAACAUUUUUCAGUGCAUUUCCAUCUCUUCAUAUUCAGAUGUCUUAAAAAACAAAGUUGGUGGACAACUGGCAUUGAAAUCACUGUGAACAUAAUGCUCAAAGCCCGAGUAGCUUGGUCCUUGGAGUGGAGUGUAAAUGAUGAGGGUCAACUCCAACCUCCUAAGAUUGCUUUCCUCUUUUGGUUGACUUCACAUGGAAGACUGGGGGAUAACUUUCCUGUCAGGGAAAAUGGCCACACUCACUUUCCCCCAUGGUGAUGUUUGGACGGGCUUGGUGUUGGAAGUCCUUAUCAUCUCUUAGAAUGUUUGCCGGUUGAUGGAAAAGCACGUCUUUGCGCAGAAUGUUCACUUGUUCAUGGUUAAAAAAAAAAAGGAAAUAAUAAACUCGCAUGGAGCUAUCAAGCCCUGGGAGACGUCUGGAUUUUUUUACAUGGAUAAAUAUUUUUCAUUUAAUAUUUUAUAAUUCAUUAAUUUAAGUUUAAUUAAAUUUUAGUUAAAUUUUAACUUUUCAUGGAUAUAUCCUUUUGUAAUUUUCAAUUCUGCUUUUAAUCGUAAGUUUUAUCAUUUCACGUCUCUUCCGUUUUGCCUUCUAAUCCCUUAUAAUUUUUUGUUUAGUCUGAUUGCUUCUACAAUGCUGGAUGGACAGAAGAUGUUCGGAAGGUUAUCAAUCAUCUUCACAGAGAGUAUCCCAUGGCUGUUUUAUAUGCUGUUGGAUCAAGCAUUGGUGCCAAUGUUCUGGUAGUUGAACUGUCUCAUUCUUUCACGUCUUCUUCUUGGGACUAUGAUGUCAAGUUUAGGAUAUACUCUCGUCACAGUGUCUCAGGCUCAUAGCAGGACGAUUUUAUAAGUUUUGACAUAGACUACAUUGUUCAUCUCCAUAAAAUAAUCUUUGCUAGGUUAGUGGAUUAUCAUCGUUUGGCGGGCCAGAUAUUCUUCCUUUUUUCUGGACUGAUUGUAAAACGGAUUGUAAAACAUAAAUUGUCUAGGCGGUGGGGGCAGCACAUUGCCACAGGUCCAUUUAGGCAGUGUCUGGGCUGACUUGUCAUCGGGCACACUUGGCCGAAGUAGUCAGGACUGCGUCUUGGACUUUGCUUUUCCAAUUCGAUUCGGCAUGGCUGAGAUAUUUACAUAGGCAUGUAUAUUUGUCUACACAUACGUAUCGUCAUUUUGAAACUUAAGUUUUCCUGUACGUGUAGGAUUUUUGAGCUUGAGCAUUCAAAUAUGGGAUUUGUGUCCCAUUCAGACAUUUGUGAUUUCUAGCACCUCUCUGUGUCAUCUAUAGAUCCAGAGACCAGCUGGGUCUACAUUUUAUUUUUGCCAUUUAGAGGCUUUGGGACAACUCUGAGCUGUUGUCUUCUUGUGCUAGGUCUAUAUUUGGUCUGUGAUUUUCUAUUCAAAAUUCAAAUGUCUUACAAGAUGUAUAAAAAGGUUGAUGGCCUUUUGUCAUGUCUUCAGGUCAAAUAUCUUGGUGAAGAUGGAGAAGGUACUCCUGUUGCUGGGGCUGCAUCUAUUUGUUCCCCUUGGGACUUGGUGGUUGGUACCAAGACUUCAAGCUCAAAAAAAAUUACAUAAUUUUCUUCUUAAGUUUACUCUUCGUUUUUCAGUUGAUCUUCUGCCCGCCAAAGGAAGCCACUUUUGCUAUCUAAAUAGUAGCUCUCCUUUUUUUAUAUUAAAGCAUCAUACAACUUUACUCAAUUUUUUGUGAAUAAUUUUAUUCACAUAAAUUAAAGGAAAUCAAACGAGAAAUAUAAAAACGAAUAUGCUCUUAAAUGAAAGAAUAAUUCAUGGAAAGAGGGUUGCUUGGAUGUCAUGUUGACAGGCUUUAGAGAUGAAAGGAGAAACCUUGACAUACUUACCCUCCUGCAUAAUUCGACGGGGAAAGACCCAACAAGGCAAAUGUUCUCUGUCUCUGUCUGAUCUUACUUGAGACAUAGCUUUUUUCAUAAGUUUCCGUCCAUCCAUAAGUCUUGAAGUGAAGUUUUAGCAUGUCCCAUUUAUCUUACUGGAUUUUGUUCUUCUCACUCUUGCAAUGAGAACUUUGUUUAUUGUCCUCUCUGGAAAACAUACGUGAAUAUGGCAGAGAGAGUUUUUCUCCACUCAAAACUGGAUUGUUGAGCAUCCUCUCAAUUGUAAAACAAAUGCCAAGAAUAUAGGAAUCCAUGGAAAAUUAUUGAUGCAAAACUGUACGAAGGCAUAUGCUGUGAAACGAAUGUAGGAUAGAGGGUAGUCUUAAUUAGUUUAAACCCACAAAGACACGGAAUGAUAUACUGGGCCUUAAAAAUGAUUUACUGAGGUGGAUUAGUCAUUGAGCUUUAAUGGGCUUCUGUACGAAGCUUUUUGCCUAAGGUUGGAUUCGCCCAUCAAGUAUUAAUGGGCUUUGGAUCCGGAGGUGGAUUCACCUAUCAAGAAAAAUGCGGGCUUUUGUGGUGAAUUCAUCCAACCAAAAGUUGAAGGCGUUUUGAGCUGGAAGAUAGUUUUGCCUAUCAAGGUUUCUGGGCUUUAGAAUCUGAGGGGUGGAGUUGCUCAUCAAGAUAUAGAGGGCUUUUUGGCCCAGGAUGGAUUCGCCUACCAAGAGAAUGUGCUUUUAGGUCAUUGGGCGGAUUUACCCAAUAAAGGGGUUUUGAUUCUGCUGGUAAGCUAUCCCAUCUAGAAUUAAAAGGGGUUUCUGAACCCAACAGUGGAUUCACAUAUUGACGGUUACGAGCUUUCGGCGCUAAGGGCUGGAAUCUCCCGCUCGGGGUGUGAUUGGCGUUCAGCUCGAAUGUAGAAAUGGCAAGAUAGGCGACCCAUGGCCCAGUGCUUACAGUGAGAAAAUCAGCUUUGGGGCUCGAAGAUGGAUUUAUCUACUUAAAGACAACAGACCAUUGGGCUCAAGGGUGGAUUCGCCCACCAAUAUUUGACUGGUUUCUGGUCAAUGGAAUGAUGCACUCACCACUAAUUAGUAAGCUUGUAGGCCUGAAGGUAAAUUCCACUUUUGAGGGUCAGCGGGCUUUUAGAACCAAAAUGGGUUUCACCUCUGAGUGAUGAUGGAUUUUGACGCAAGGGUGGAUUUGCUCAGAGAUAAUCAAUGGACUUUUGCACCCAUUGGUGAAUUAUCCUAAUGAUAGGUAGUGGACUUUUAGACUCGGAGGAGGAUUUGCCCAUUGGGGGAUGGACUCCUGGAUUUUUUUGGCGUGAGUGUGGAUCUGUUCACCAAGAUUUAGAUCUUUGUUCUUGGAGUAGUUUUACCCACCAAACUAGCUUGAUGCUUGAUUUAUCCUCUGUGCUAUCUUCUUCCUCUGGGUUUUAUCACCCGGGGUCUUCUCCCUCUAGGAUCAAGAAGAAAAGAAAGGAAAAGCCAGUAUUAGGACUAUGUGACCUGGCCUUCUUGUUCUCCUUCAUUGUAUACUCUUAAUUAAGGGGCCGGAGUUUAUAUCAACUUAUACGGGAAACAUUAAGGGGCCCGAUUUUUUUUAUUUAUAUUUUAAUGGGAAAAAAGGCUUCCACUGUGAUUUUUUUUUUUUAGGAUUUCAAAGUUCCUCAUUUUCAUUUUUUGUUAUUUUUUCUUAGUUUUGGAUUUUCUUUAUGAAUUCCUUCUGUGUUCGACUUCAGAUCACCUGUCGUAUGUGCAGAUCUUGUAACUUUCCUAGAAUAGAACAAUAUGCAUCUGUUAGAAUUUCUCUGGUAUAUUUUUCCCAUAAUCUUCCGAAAACCGUCAACCAUAUCAGAUGGAGAUAUGAAACGGGGGAAUUUUGGCCCAUCUGCAGGUUUGUGACAGGUUCAUUAGCCGGAAACUUGUUCAGAGAUUCUACGACAAAGCCCUCACAAUCGGCCUCAAAGGUUAUGCCCAAUUGUAUGUUUCGCUUCCUCCUCAAACUUGUAAGAGCAGUCAUGUAGUCAUCAGAUCCAUUCUUGACCUGUUCUUCAAAAGAUCUCAAGUAGCUGCAUUGUCCUGACAUAUGAGGGAUCUGACCCCCUUUUCGUUAAUAUGACGCAAUCAAGUUACCCAAAAACCUAGGAUAUGUCGCUGAAAUUUCAUUAUUUGAUGUUUGCCUGCAGACAUCAGCCCGUAAUGUCCCGACUUGGCAACUGGGAAGGCAUCAAAAGGGUAUGGAUCCUUUCCUCUCAUCUUCUGGUUUUUCUGAUCAGUUUUCCGGGAAAACCCUUUAUAGAUUUGGAUCUGAAACCCAUUCAUCUUGAGACGAUGUUCAAUAUCUUCUUAGUCUUUAGGCUGAGAGUGGUUUAAUCAAAGGUAACCCUUUGUUGAAUGGCAGUCGAUCUAGAUAUCUUUUCUACGGGGGGGGGCUUGCUGGGCCGCUCAGUAGAUGAGAAUGUUGUGAAUGCAUCGCAGGGCAAGGAGAGAAUGUUCUUGCCAUGAUAGCAUCUGUGGGCAUCUUCUCCCAUAAUGUUGGAAGAGCUUUUUUUCCUCUCUCCUCGUCACUAGCUCCACUACACCACCUCCAUAUGCGCCUGCUUCUCUCAUCUGUGAUCCUAACCCUCUCUUCCCUUUCUCUCUCUGUUAUCUAUCUUCCCCGGACAGUCGAACUCCGUCAGGGACUUUGACAGCCACGCCACCUGCAUCGUCGGAAACUACGAGGUACGAUUACUCCCUCCACCACUUUGGUCUUGCUGGCCUUCUCUGCUCUCCCUCCCCCCCCAACGGACGCUGAAUUGGGCUCUGUAUCCUCAGACUGUGGACACAUACUACCGUUGCUGCAGCAGCGUGAAUUUCGUGGGGAAUGUGGCGAUCCCAUUGCUUUGCAUCAGCGCCCUGGAUGAUCCUGUCUGUACGAAGGAAGCAAUUCCCUGGGAUGAAUGCAGGUUUUUCUCACAACCACUUGAAGAGUCUCUCUUCUAAUUAAUAUAUAUAUAUAUAUAUAUAUUAUUUUUAAUUUUUUAAUUUGCUUGUUUGAUCUCUGUUCUGGAUGUGAUCCAGGGCGAACAAGAACAUCGUUUUGGCCACUACAGCUCAUGGGGGGCAUCUAGGGUUCUUCCAAGGAAUAACAGCCCGUAGCUUAUGGUAAUAUCUUGUUUUUUUUUUAAUUUUUUUUUUCUUGGCCCUAUUUUUUUUGGGUCUGUUUUUUGUUUACUCCGCUGUGAUUCUCAGGUGGGUGGGCGCUGUUGAUGAGUUCCUCAGCGUCUUGCACUCCAGCCCGUUUAUGCACGAGAAAAAGAAGGUACCUUUGCCCGUUCUCUUCUCAACGGAUUUGCUCAUAAUCGUAGUCUCCCCUGGCAGCACUCAGCUGGGCCCUCAAAGUCAACCCUGAAGAGGAAAAUCAGCCCGGCCCACCAUCUCUUUCUCUCUCUCUCUCUACCUCAAAUUUCUCACUUUUCAAUGGUCAUCUUCGAAUGCAGAUGUACGCCACCGGACUUCACUCUUCGUUGGAAUCUUCAAUCGACAAGGCGCCCUACGUGAACGUCAUGGAAGACGGGAUGGUCGCCACCGUGGGAAAUGACGCGGCAGGCCAGGUCAACGACGGAGAUCCGAGUGAUGAUGAUGGUCGAAGUCAACCCCCCACAGAUGCCGAUCCCGCCGCCGCCGGGCCGGAAGAGAGAAGGACGGCGAGAGGUGGUCGAGCCCAGGAAGAGGAGGGCUCAGAAUCCUCGGAACAGAGGGGGGAGAGAGAGAGUGAGAGUGCGACUCCUGGUCCCCCCCAGGUGGCUAACCCGGUGAAGAUGUCAAUAAAUCAGCUCUCGAGAUGGAAUUCAACGUCGACGUGGCUGCUGGUGUACAUCGCAAUUGUGACCACGUGGCCGCUGGUCGGCUCUGCCCUCCUCGUCGUCUUUAAGAGGAGGUUCAAGAGGGCCCUGCCGUGGCUCAGCAGAUAG
This is a messenger RNA of Spirodela intermedia, 10309 nucleotides long. Lineage: Eukaryota; Viridiplantae; Streptophyta; Magnoliopsida; Alismatales; Araceae. The record is from the annotation of a GenBank genome assembly.